AAUUCGGUUGUUUUCAUUCUGUUGUUUUUGUGCUUCAGAACAGCAGCGACUUUCAGCGCGGAGACUCUCUACAGCUACAGCUUCACCUACAGACCAGUUUAUUGAUUUAUUCUCACUGUUUAUUAUCUGUACUCUUUAUAAUUACUCAUUAAUUAGUAUAUUAUCUAUAUUUUAUUCUUAUUAACUGUCUUUUUCGCUUUUUCCCUUUUGUUUUUGUUUUUUUACAGGUUACAGGAGCCGGUGAGGGACACCGCCACCCCGCGGUCGAACAUGGCGUCUCCGAGCAGAGUCCGCCCCCUGGAGGUGCGUACUGACCGCUCGAAGGACUCCACCAUCCGUCCCCCGGCUUUCGCCUGCCGAAAGGCUUGGGUGAAACACAUCCUACACCCGGUGCCCACCUCCCGCCCACAGCCUGCAGCAAUCAUCCCAGGUGCAGCUGCACAGGCUUUGGCCGACCCUGUCUGGGAGUUGGAGGACCUCGACGAUGAGGUGGAGAUGUCGAAGGAGGAGUCAGACGUCUCUUCCGUUUCCUCUUCGUCUUUUUUUUCGGCUUUGGCCGACCCUGUCUGGGAGGUGGAGGACCUCGACGAUGAGGUGGAGAUGUCGAAGGAGGAUUCAGACGUCUCUAGCGUCUACACUUCACCUUUUUCCUCUUGCUCAGAAUCUUCAGUGGAGGACCUCACCACCACCGUCUUCCCACCAGAGCUAACCGGCCAGGGAGUCACUGCACCUUCACCCACCAUCAGAACACAGAGCAGAUCCCUGAAAAGAUUCACCACCAACUUUUGGACCUCUGUGUUUUCUCGUUUCAGGUCCCGUGCUCGAGUCUCGGUGCUGGUUGGGGAGGCGGACCAAGGUCUGGAGGCGGAACCGGCUGCACAGGACGUGCAGGACCUGGAAGAGCGAAGGGACGCGGUGGAGACCCCUCCCAAAAGAAAGGGAGGAAGGAGGAAGCUGUUCCUGAGCUGCUUCAGGGGGUCAGAGAGGGACUAAUUAGAUUGAUUGAUUUAAAUAUUCAUACCUAUUAAUUAUAUAUAUUGAUUGAAGAUAUAUUAUUAUAUUUAUAGGCAUUCAUCAGAUUGAUUGUAGAUAUAUUAUUAUAUUUAUAGUAGGCAUUAAUUAG
This is a messenger RNA of Astyanax mexicanus (Mexican tetra), 1123 nucleotides long. RefSeq lists its product as uncharacterized. Bases 271 to 993 code for a protein of 240 amino acids. NCBI's taxonomy places the organism in Eukaryota, Metazoa, Chordata, Actinopteri, Characiformes, Acestrorhamphidae. The transcript is spliced from 10 exons. The record is from RefSeq and is a predicted model, not a curated record.